GCCUGUUGAACAACAACAGUUUCUUAAAUAUAUAUUUGUCUAUGUAAAUAAAUUUUAUUGCCAUUUCUGUGGCCAUUUACACCAUGGAUAAUGAACUAAGUCGCGGCUAUGAAGGCGCCAAAUCAAAAGCAGCGUCUCCAUCGAGCGACAGCAGCAGCUCCGGUGAUGACGAUGAGUUUGAGCUAGCCGAGAACUCACGACGCAAUGGCAUGCGCUUCUCCAGCAUUGAGGAAUUCCUGGCCAGCUUGAAUACGGCAACGACAGCAGUGGACUCGCUCAAGGGACUGCAGAGUCUAAGCCUGGAGAGCUACAAGGCCUGCAUGCAAACCAAAUCGCCAGCUGGCGAGCAGUUGAAGAUCAAGGAGCCGGAGCCAACUGUUGGCAAAGCAAAGUUUUCAAAUUAAAAACGCUUAAGCGCUUAUAAACAAAUUUAUGGAACUUUAUUGAGGCAAGUGAAAGGCGUUUGACGCUGUUGUCAAUUUAUAAAAAGUUUGACAGCUCGUUUUGCAUAUAAAUUUAUUAUUGAACUUAUUUCUUAUGCUUUGAUUUAUGUGUAAAGUCGCCAGCCAGCCAGCCAGCCCACAAAUGCUAAUUGAGCUGUUUAUCGAUUUGUUAACAACAAUAACAAGCCACAGUAACUCGAACAAUGCGCACAUUAAACAGCAACAAUAACAACAAUCUGCAUGUGCCAGCCACUCAAUUUUUAUGGACUAUUAAAAUUGUGUCAAAAUGUGUUUGAAAUAUUUUAUUGUUAAUUAUAUG
Drosophila busckii is the source of this 762-nucleotide messenger RNA. RefSeq lists its product as uncharacterized. The transcript has a single exon. The record is from RefSeq and is a predicted model, not a curated record. Bases 84 to 404 code for a protein of 106 amino acids. Lineage: Eukaryota; Metazoa; Arthropoda; Insecta; Diptera; Drosophilidae.